AUGCAUGCGCUGAGUCGCUCUCUGACCUGGGGCGACGUCGAUGGUCGAAAAGACGAAAGGUGUCACGUUUCCAUCGGAACCGACAUUGAAACUGAUCGACUGACUGGUGUCAAUCUCAGCAGGUUCGAGCUCUGCUCGAAAAAGAGCAGUUUAGGAGAGGACAUACAGUGGAAGAUGAAAUCUGCCAGCAGCCGAGAGUGCUGCAUCAUCAUUGCAAGGAGGCGGCAAAGCACUCGUUUGAAAAUCGGAACGGACCGAACGAACAGAAUUAAGGAUGGUGAAAAGAAUAUACAAAGUAUUAAAGUCUAA
Soboliphyme baturini is the source of this 309-nucleotide messenger RNA. Lineage: Eukaryota; Metazoa; Nematoda; Enoplea; Dioctophymatida; Soboliphymatidae. The record is from the annotation of a GenBank genome assembly.